Falco peregrinus (peregrine falcon) is the source of this 1955-nucleotide messenger RNA. It is a transcript of the gene C1H15orf40, whose product is annotated as chromosome 1 C15orf40 homolog. Lineage: Eukaryota; Metazoa; Chordata; Aves; Falconiformes; Falconidae. The record is from RefSeq and is a predicted model, not a curated record. The transcript is spliced from 4 exons. Gene Ontology annotation, cellular component: cytoplasm. The coding region runs from base 47 to 487 and encodes 146 amino acids.
GGCCGAGGCGGGCAGCGGCCGCUGGCGGAAGGGCCACCCCGGCGCCAUGCCGGCGCUCGGCGGCUUCCGGCGGCUGCUGGCGGCGCCGGUGCGGCGCGGCGGGACCAUGCCCCGAAAGGGAAAAGGAGCCGGGAAGGAGCCCGCGGGACCGGGCGCCGCCGCCGGACCGGUGGUGGCGGCGGGCGACGGCUGCGUGAGGGUGGCGGUGCGGGCCAAGCCCGGCUCCCGGUGCAGCGCCGUCACAGAUGUGACAGCUGAGGCAGUAGGUGUAGCUAUUGCUGCACCUCCAUCAGAAGGGGAGGCAAAUGCAGAGCUGUGUCGCUACCUCUCUAAGGUGCUAGAAGUGAAGAAGAGUGAAGUAAUUUUAGAGAAGGGUGUCCCUUGUGGGAUUUUCAAAAUUUUCACCAGGCUGCAGAUCAACAAGCAACUUGCUUCUCAUGAUUUACUGAAUACUAUCAAAGUUGUGUCUUCAGGCAAUAUGAAAUGAGUUUGCAGGUUUGCCAGUUCCUAUGUGAAAUAGCCUUUUUUUUUUUCAUUAAUAAAAAAACAGGUCAAUAAUAUUUCUAAUAACGGCUGUAUGAAUCUGAAUGUCUUCUAGAUUAUAUAUGAUGUGAUUUGUUUUCAUUUAGUUGAUAUUACCAACCCAAGAAUUCAGCCUAAGAGUAACUAAUACUCUAUGGGAGACAACUCUGAAGAAAGAUAUGAAAACGCAGUUAUCAAAUGCACACACACCUAUAUAAACACACCCACUUUUAAAAAACAAAAAUGCAAGUUAGUUGGAGUCUUGAUUCUAGGUGAUAGAAGUGAAUUACGGAAACGUCACUCUUUGCUUUUUGUUCUAGCCUAAAAAAAGACCAUCAUUUCAGGGCGUGCUUUGGGACCUGUAUCCUAUUUUAAAAAGACAGUAGAUAAGACAUUGUUUUCUACCUUUCAAAUAACUAGAAAGGACAUUGAUGAACUAUCACUUACUGCUGUUAAUCCUGCAUACCCACGGUUUAAGAACUAUUUUUAAAAUACCUGAUGUGUUUGGCAUUACAGUGAGGUUUUCUUGGAAUGUGUAUAUGGUGGUGAUUCUCUGAAAGAUUUUUUUUUUGUGUGUGUGUGUCUAAACCAGGGUGGUAAAUCACGUGAAAAAGUGGUGAAGAUUUUGGUGUCAAUGACACCAGAUGAAAUCUUAGAAAAACUGAAAAAAGAAGCUUCCAGUUGACCUAAAACAAGAGUGGGAAAUGGGACAACGCAUCUUGGUAAACGGACUGAUACUGUCUCUUAAUGUAAAUCUGGUCAUGUUGAGAAUGUGAGUAAUGAUUGGGGAAAGAUACUUCUUUCAGUACCCCCCUUGUUAAUGUAACUGCUGUGUAGUUGAGGGUUUUGUGUAGGUUUGGUUAGAAAAUCUCACCUUUACUGAGGCUCUGUAUCUGCUUCUGUCACUACAGACUUUUUUUCCUCUCUGGAUAGUUUCCUGUUGGUAAGAUUUUUCCUCUUCCCUGGUCCCUAAACAAAUGGUUUAGAAAACUUGUUUCUUAGUGAAACCAAGUUUGGUUAACGAAGUGAAAGGUUUGGAGUGACAAGCUUCAAUGUGAAAAGUGGUACAAAAGGAAGAGUCUGCCUGAAUGGUAAAGACCUUGGAAGAACAUUCUCUUCAAUGUCUAAUAGCAGGUACUGGCUGCAGUUUUGCGCUAUGCACAUAUGUCAUCUAAAAUAAACAUACCUGAAGCCAAUAUACUAUUGUUGAUCAUACAGGCAAGGUAAAAGCAGAAUGGCCUGAAGGACUGCAACAAAAUCAAGUUUACGCUAUGAGAAACCGACCCAGAACCUGGUAAUUGCAUACACAGUGUCACUUUAUAGUAGUCUGUAGUUGGUUUCCUGAAAAGUAGAGAUACAAUUUUUUAUCUUUGCCAAAUGUAUAUCAAGUGUAAUGACUGUUUUUAAUAAAAGGGGCAAAAAAUAUUAUCAAA